Molecule: messenger RNA, 565 nt
Organism: Pteronotus mesoamericanus
Lineage: Eukaryota; Metazoa; Chordata; Mammalia; Chiroptera; Mormoopidae
Gene: HES2
Product: hes family bHLH transcription factor 2
Exons: 4
Coding region: 68-565 (165 amino acids)
Biological process (GO): regulation of transcription by RNA polymerase II; anterior/posterior pattern specification; regulation of neurogenesis
Cellular component (GO): nucleus
Molecular function (GO): RNA polymerase II cis-regulatory region sequence-specific DNA binding; DNA-binding transcription factor activity, RNA polymerase II-specific; protein dimerization activity
Source: RefSeq, a predicted model, not a curated record
UCCGCGUCGGGGCUCGCGCAGGUCUCCCACGCGCCGGGCCCGUAUUGGCGCCGCCUGUCCGUCGAGCAUGGGGCUGCCUCGGAGGGCGGGGAAUUCGGCGGAGAUGCGUAAGAGCCUGAAGCCUCUGUUGGAGAAACGCCGCCGCGCGCGCAUCAACGAGAGUCUGAGACAGCUCAAGGGGAUCAUUCUGCCGCUGCUGGGCAGGGAGAGCUCCAGCGACUCGAAGCUGGAGAAGGCGGACAUCCUGGAAAUGACCGUGCGCUUCCUGCAGGAGCUGCCCGCGUCCUUCUGCCUGGAGGCGGCGCCCACGCCCUCCGACAGCUACCGCGAGGGCUACCGUGCCUGCCUGGCGCGCCUGACCCGCGUGCUGCCCGCCUGCCGCGUCCUGGAGCCGGUCCUGAGCGCUCGCCUGCUGGAGCACCUGCGGCGGAGGGCUGCCGGCGCCACCCCCGACGGCGGGAGUGCUGCGGCCGCCUGCGGCCCGCCCUCGCCCUGUUCGCCGCCGGCCCCCGGGCCCUUGCCGCCUGCGCCUCCCCGCGGCCCCAGCUUCUGGCGGCCCUGGUAG